UUGUACUAGAUUAUAUUAGCAGUCCGAAUAAAUUAAACUUUAAUCGGGCUAAAAAAUUAAGCGAAUACGAUUAUAGAAAUUAAUCGUCAUUCUUCGUUCGUUUGGAAUUCGGGCGAUGAAGGACUGCGUCGAAAUUUUCGAAGGGGAGUUUGAGGUCCUUCGUGUAACUCCACCGCUUUAUGAUGAAGUUGAAGAGCUGCUUGUGAACAUUUCGAUCAAUUAUGAGUUCGGAUGUGUGAUCGCUAAACUUAAAGACUCUCCGUUGGCCAUUGCCGAGCUAGGUAAACUAAUAAGGCACAUCAUAUCCCGAGGAAUAUCAUUCGCUAUACGACACGUGGAAAGUGGCAGAAUUGUGGCUGCAAUCGCUAAUAUAAUAUUUAAUACAAAGAGGAAAACCUCAUACUACGACAUUUGCGCCCAGAUCAAGAGUCCAAACAUGAUAAAGUACAUGGAACUUUGGGAUGCUGUCGAUGCGAGCUUUAAUGUCAACGAGCACUGCCAGGUGGACAGCACGGGAGAUGUGGAAUACAUGGCCACUUUGCCGGAGUUCAGACGACGUGGCCUGGGCCACAUCUUAUGCCAGCAGUCCAUCCAGUUCGCAAGUCUCUUGGCCCAGCGGAAGCUUCCUCUUGAGAUACUCAACCAGCUGCCUGAGGAGAUGCGGAUUGAAAGACCGCAGGCCAUUGUCGCAAUAACUACAUCCCAAUCCUCGCAAAUAAUGGGCAGACAAUUGGGAAUGAAAACUAUGCAUAAGUGGCAUUUUUCCGAGCUGAGGUCCUUGUGCGGAGCGAUGGCGGAGUCCAAUGGCGCAGCCCAGGCCUUUGAAUAUGCAGAACUGCAAGUAGUAAAGUUUUGAUGGAAACCUAACGCGCAUUCUGACUAGAUUCAUAGAUUAGUUAGUAAAAGAAGAUAGUAACGCAAAAGUUCUUAAAAAACGGCAUUUAAUUUUUAUAAUUACGAAAAAGCUCAUUCUUAUAUUAUUGGAAAUAAAACUAAAAUCCAACG
Messenger RNA from Drosophila melanogaster (fruit fly), 1005 nucleotides. RefSeq lists its product as uncharacterized. The record is from RefSeq and is marked reviewed. The coding region runs from base 116 to 856 and encodes 246 amino acids. NCBI's taxonomy places the organism in Eukaryota, Metazoa, Arthropoda, Insecta, Diptera, Drosophilidae. The transcript has 3 exons.